Molecule: messenger RNA, 3858 nt
Organism: Penicillium macrosclerotiorum
Lineage: Eukaryota; Fungi; Ascomycota; Eurotiomycetes; Eurotiales; Aspergillaceae
Product: U6 snRNP complex subunit PRP24
Exons: 4
Coding region: 1-3858 (1285 amino acids)
Biological process (GO): RNA processing
Cellular component (GO): ribonucleoprotein complex
Molecular function (GO): RNA binding; protein binding
Source: RefSeq, a predicted model, not a curated record
AUGGACAUCAACUCCUUGCUUUCCCCGGACUCAAAUCCGCAAUCUGGAAACUCGACGCCCGUGCCUGGUCCUACGUCGAACAACGCACCGACCACAGCUGCAGGCCCAUCCCCCCACAAAACAGUUCAACGGACGCGUACGGGUCGCAAAGGGAAGACAUCCUCGCCUCUAGCCCAGCAAGUCUACACUACCACCGGACACCCCGAGUCUUCUCAAACAGUAACGGCACCACUCGCUGGUCCUAAUGAGAGCGCUGGCGGAAACGGAUCGUCCCCCAACAUCGAACGGCCUCCAUCGAGACAACCCUCGACACCGGGAAUGGAUACAUUGGCAGACCUGGCUGCGAUGCAGCACCACCAACCACAGCGCCCAGGUGCGCCCAGUAUGUUACGGAACACCAAGACAUACGAAAGUCAACUAUCUCCGUCUACCAUUCAUCCUCAUGUGAAUCCAAUCAAUCAUAACACCCCGACCCCCCGCACCUCAUUUGAUCUUGCAAUGUCAGAGGGCCCUCGGGAAAGUGCACAGCGGAACUAUGUGCAGACAUCGCUGGAUCCAGAUGCGCAACGACAAGCGACCGAGCUGUUCAACAAGAUCCAAGAAAAUCCACACACCUAUGACGCGCACGUCCAAUUCAUCGGGUUACUACACGCGGGAUUCGUAAAUCAUGUCUAUCCUCCCAAUAACCCAGACAUCCACGGUGAUCCCCGCCGUUACGAUCUCCUUAAGGAUUUGAGGACGGCGCGAGAGGAGAUGGACAAACUUUUCGCAAUGGGAGAAGACCUCUGGGCAGAGUGGAUUCAGGAUGAAAGUAUGCUUGCUCACUCAGUCAAUGAGCGCAUUGCUGUGAUGGAGCUAUGCCAGCGCUCGGUUGAGGAGGAGUUUGGCUGUACCAAGCUCUGGCACAUUUAUGGCGAGUGGGUGUUGUACUUAUACAAUGCGGCCGCUGGUGAGCAUGGGGCCGGUCAGUGGACCGAGGAAGAUCGAAUGAUUGGCCGCGAGGUCUUUAACUGGCAAUCGGUCCUAGAUGUAUGGCAGCGAGCUGCUGAAGCGACGCGGUGGAGGAUCAAUAACAGCCACCUCGUCUGGGAUCGAUUGCUGGAUCUCUUCACCCAGGAUCUUACCCGUUCUCCAUCCCAGGAGAAGAUUACGAAGCUUCGCAGCUUUUAUGAAAUUCGGUUGCAAACCCCACACGCUACAUGGGACAAAACCUUUCAAAACUUCUCUGGGUUCAUUUCUACAUACUUUGAGUCCACUUACGAGGAGAUCAUGUCCGAGACGGUUGCUAGGUCGUCCGAAUCGAAGAACUUCUAUGGUGCGCGCGAAGAGUUUGAGCUUCGGCUGCAAAAGGCGGAGGAUUCUGGUGACAAGACCCUUGAGUGGACAGUGUAUACUGAAUACAUUGAGUGGGAAAUGCAUCGCAGUCGUCGCCGAAGGGAAUUUCACUUUGAACUAGCCAACGCUAUCUAUCAGCGUGCCGUUCUGCGCUUCCCGACCGAUGUUUCUCUGUGGGAAGACUAUGUAAUGUUCCUCAUCGGCGAGUCUAUGCAUGGUCAUGCAUCUACCACAACUAUUGCCACUCUUGACCGUGGGACCCGCCACUGUCCCUGGUCUGGCAACCUUUGGUCGCAGUACCUCCUGAGCUCUGAGCGAGAGGGCCAGUCGUUCUCUACUAUUUCCAACAUUAAACACAAGGCCACUAGCACGGGCCUUCUCGAUGCUGGUGGGAUGGAAGAAGUUCUGAAAGUUCAUACCACUUGGUGUAGUUAUCUGCGCCGUCGCGCCUUUUUGUCAGAUUCCACCGAUGAAGAUUUGGAUGUGGCAGAAGUUGGCAUUCGCUCUGCCAUCGAGAGUGUUCAAGAGCUGGGAGAGAAGAAGUAUGGGAGAUCUUACCAAGGAGAUCCCCUCUUCCGGCUGGAGCGCAUUUAUAUUCGAUACCUCAGCGAAAGUGGAAGCUGGGACAGUGCUCGAGAGACUUUCAAGGGCCUUGUCCCUCGCCGUGGAAACAGUUACGAGUUCUGGCUUACUUAUUAUAGCUGGGAGUUGAUUUCUUGGAGCAAGUUUGUCCAAGGCGAGGCGACUGUAGAUGCCGCGAGACGGACUCCCAACCCUAGCUACGCUACUGCAGUUCUCAAGCAGGCCAUCAAGCGAACCGACCUCGACUGGCCAGAAAAGAUUGUCCAGACCUAUAUUGCACACUGCGAGGAUUAUGAAGAUUCAGAUGAGCUUCAGCUUGCUGUGAUCGAGACCCGCAAGGCUAUGAGGACCGUCAAUGCCAAAAGAGAAAAAGAAGCCCGCGAUGCAGCGGCCGUCCAGCAGCAACAACAGCAGCAGCAGUGGGAAGCAGCAGCUGAAGCAUCGUCUACUUCGGAAAAGCGAAAGCGUGAGGAUGAGAAGGAUGCAAAUGGUGAGCCUACUAGUAAAAAGGCUCGUGCCGACGAAGUGGCGGCCCCAGUCACGACCGAACCCGAAGCUCCUCGCCGCGAUCGUGAGCAUGCCACUGUACUCGCCAAAAACCUGCCCCGCGAUACCACCGAGCACCAGGUUCGGCAAUUCUUCCGCCAUGCUGGUACAAUCAACGGCGUCAAGAUGCUGCCUGACUCUGAUAAGGACACUUUGGUUGCAGUUCUGGAAUUCGAAACCAAAGAAGAGGCCCUGGCCGCCAUGACUCGCGAUCAAAAACUUCUCAACAUGAACACUAUUGACGUGACAAUCGAGAGCGAGACGACUUUGUGGGUGACAAAUUUCCCACCCACUGCGGAUGAAGGUUAUAUCCGCGAUCUCUUCAGCCAGUACGGCGACGUCCUUGAAGUUCGCUUCCCCUCACUCAAGUAUCAAACCAGCCGACGGUUCUGUUACGUGCAAUUUGCGACGCCAAGUGCAGCGCGCCAGGCCACAGCAUUGGAUGGCACCGAGAACGAGAAAGGUCACAGGCUGGUGGUGAAAAUAUCCGACCCGUCACAGAAGAAAAAUCGAACUGGAGCCUUCCAAGAAGGGCGUGAGAUCUUUUGUAAAAAUUUGGACUGGAAGAUGAAGGAGGUUGACAUCCGGGCGGUGUUCUCAAAAUUUGGCACCAUCGAGAAAAUGCAUAUUCCCACAAACACUGACGGUGCCCAUCGUGGGUUCUUUUUUGUGACGUUCUCGAGCAAGGACGAAGCAGAGGCGGCUCUCGCGAUGAACAAUGAAACAUUGGGAUCUCGCCAAUUGACUGUAAGCCUGAGCGGAAACACUGGUGCCAAGCGGAUCGCUAGUACCAUCAUCUCGCGCGUUGCUUCAUCGGCUUCACCGCCAGCCGAAGUAAACGGUGAUGGGUUGGAUGUGGUGGAAACGACUGGCGAGCGGUCAAACCGCACCCUGGCCUUAAUGAACGUGCCCGACACCGUUAAUGAUGCUCGGAUCCGUGCCUUGGCGGAGCCAUUUGGGACUCUGGUCAAGAUCAUUCUGCGACCUGACCAUCAGGGUGCCAUUGUAGAAUAUGCCGACGUGCAUGAUGCCGGCAAGGCAUCCUUGGCCCUGGAGGGCAAAGAGAUUGCCCCCGGCCGCCCACUCCACAUUGGCAGUGUAGAAGAGCUGAAGAAGAUGCAUGCUGAGAUGAAGACCGAUCGGGUCACGUCUAUCAAGCCGGAAAAACCGAAAAGCACGCUUCAGCCCACUGGGCCGAUCAAGCGUCCACAACAGCCCAGCGCUCGGGGCCGGCGAGGUGGACUUGGUAUGAAACGAGCCCCUACCACUACUACGACUUCUGCAGCGGCCAAUUCAGGUUCGGAUCAAAUGGACACCACCGUCGACGGCAGUGGCCCCUCCAAGAAGAGCAAUGAUGAUUUCCGUGCGAUGCUACAGCAAAAGCCUACGGAAUAA